AUGCUCUUCCAAGCUGUGCUGCACUGUGCUGCCCUGGGGCUCAGCCAUGCUGCAAAUCCUUGCUGUCCCAACUCAUUUCAAAACCACAGUGAAUGUAUGAGCAUAGGAUUUGAUCAGUAUAAGUGUGACUGCAGUACUGCAUUCUAUGGUGAAAACUGUACUACACCUGAAUUUCAGACAAGAAUUGAGUUACUGCUGAAGCCCACCCCAAACACAGUGCACUACACCCUGAGCCUCUUCAAGGGAGUCUGGAACAUUGUGAACAACAUUCGCUUCCUGCGAAGUUCAGUCAUGAGAUAUGUGCUGAGAUGGAGAUCACAUUUGAUUGACAGUCUACCAACGUACCACAUGCACCGUGGUUACAAAAGCUGGGAAGCCUUCUCCAACCUCUCCUACUACACCAGGUCCUUUCCUCCAGUAGCAGAUGACUGCCCAACUCCCAUGGGUGUGAAGGGAAAUAAGGAGCUUCCUGAUUCAAAAGAAGUGCUGGAAAAGGUUCUUCUUCAGAGAGAGUUCAUUCCUGACCCCCAAGGCUCAAAUAUGAUGUUUGCAUUCUUUGCCCAGCACUUCACCCAUCAGUUUUUCAAGACAAAUCAGAAGCGACCAGGGUUCACCCGAGGACUGGGGCAUGGAGUAGACUUAAAUCACAUUUAUAGUGUAACUCUAGACAGAAAACAUAAACUAUGCCUUUUCAAGGAUGGAAAAUUGAAAUAUCAGAUCAUUGGUGGAGAGGUGUAUCCUCCCACAGUCAAAGAUACUCAGGUAGAGAUGAUCUACCCUCCUUGCAUCCCUGAGAACCUGCAGUUUGCUCUGGGGCAGGAAGUCUUUGGUCUGGUGCCUGGUCUGCUGAUGUAUACAACCAUCUGGCUUUGGGAGCACAACAGAGUGUGUGACAUACUCAAACAGGAGCAUCCUGAGUGGGAGGAUGAGCGACUAUUCCAAAUCAGCAGACUCAUACUCAUAGGAGAGACUAGCAAGAUAGUGAUGGAAGACUACAUGCAACACCUGAGUGGUUACCACUUCAAACUCAAGUUUGACCCAGAGCUCCUUUUCAACCAGCAGUUCCAGUAUCAGAAUCGCAUUGCCUCUGAAUUCAACACACUCUAUCACUGGCAACCCCUGCUGCCCCAUACCUUCAACACUGAGGACCAGGAAUACAGCUUCAAUCAGUUUCUCUACAACAACUCCAUCCUCCUCAAAGGAGGAUUUACUCAGUUUUUUGAGUCAUUCACCAGACAGAUUGCUGGCCGGGUUCCUGGGGGAAGAAAUGUUCUAAUUGCCCUACAAGCAGUGGCAAAGGCCUCCAUUGACCAGAGCAGACAGAUGAAAUACCAGUCUCUCAAUGAGUACCGCAAACGCUUCUCCCUGAAGCCUUACACAUCAUCUGAAGAACUUACAGGAGAAAAGGAAAUGGCUGCAGAGUUGAAAGCUCUCUUCAGUGCCAUCGAUGCCAUAGAACUGUAUCCUGCCCUGCUGGCAGGAAAGCCUUGUCCAGAUGCUAUCUUUGGGAAGACCAUGGUAGAACUUGGAGCACCAUUCUCCUUGAAAGGACUUAGGGGUAAUCCCGUCGGUUCUCCCCAGUACCUGAAGCUGAGCACCUUCAGUGGAGAAGUGAGUUUUAAGAUCAUCAAUACUGCCUCAAUUCAGUCUCUCAUCUGCAAAAAUGUGAAGGGGUUUCCCUUUCU
Molecule: messenger RNA, 1685 nt
Organism: Mus caroli (Ryukyu mouse)
Lineage: Eukaryota; Metazoa; Chordata; Mammalia; Rodentia; Muridae
Product: prostaglandin G/H synthase 2-like
Biological process (GO): response to oxidative stress; cyclooxygenase pathway
Cellular component (GO): neuron projection; cytoplasm
Molecular function (GO): prostaglandin-endoperoxide synthase activity; peroxidase activity; oxidoreductase activity, acting on single donors with incorporation of molecular oxygen, incorporation of two atoms of oxygen
Source: RefSeq, a predicted model, not a curated record